Cloeon dipterum is the source of this 4345-nucleotide messenger RNA. RefSeq names its product Upf1 RNA helicase (gene Upf1). Gene Ontology annotation, cellular component: cytoplasm. Bases 163 to 3561 code for a protein of 1132 amino acids. Gene Ontology annotation, molecular function: DNA binding; ATP binding; hydrolase activity. Lineage: Eukaryota; Metazoa; Arthropoda; Insecta; Ephemeroptera; Baetidae. The record is from RefSeq and is a predicted model, not a curated record. Gene Ontology annotation, biological process: nuclear-transcribed mRNA catabolic process, nonsense-mediated decay. The transcript is spliced from 15 exons.
CACUAAAAGUAAGGGAACAACACACGACGUGAUAACAUGGUGUGAACUUUGGCCAGUUAUUUUUGUAAAUAGAUCGAUCAGGGACGAUUAAUAGACACUCCAGAAGUUGCGGCACGGUAGAUCAAUUGUUGUUCGUCUGUUGGAAGCGGAAUCGGCUUCGAAAUGAGUGUGGACACGUACGGGCCGAGCUCGCAAACGCUCACCUUCUUGGAUACCGACGAAGGCGCCGAUCUGUUGGGGGCAGACACGCAGGGUUCAGAGUUUGAUUUUAAGGACUUCACGAUGCCCUCGCAGAGUCAGACUCAGGCGUCCCAACUCGACCUGGGACACCACCCGAUAUUGCCUGGACAGGUCAAUGGGUUAAUUUUGGAGAAUGGCUCGGAUCGGGAUAUUGUUGCGGUCACUAACGCGGUGGGUGAACUCCAAUUCGAAGAAGAGGAUGAGGAAGCGUACUACAACAGGGACCUUCCUGAAUUUGCCUGCCGUUACUGCUGCAUUCACGACCCAGGGUGCGUGGUGAUGUGCAACAUUUGCAAAAAGUGGUUCUGCAAUGGCCGUGGUAACACUUCCGGCUCGCACAUCGUAAACCACUUGGUCAGGGCCAAACACAAAGAGGUGACCCUGCACAAGGACGGGCCCCUCGGAGAGACCGUGCUCGAGUGCUACUCGUGCGGCGUGCGAAAUGUUUUCGUUCUUGGGUUCAUUCCAGCCAAAGCUGAUUCGGUUGUGGUUCUGCUCUGUCGCCAGCCGUGUGCUGCCCAGAACUCACUCAAGGACAUGAACUGGGACCAGGAGCAGUGGAAGCCAUUGAUUGCGGACAGGUGCUUUUUAUCUUGGCUGGUCAAGAAUCCAAGCGAACGAGACCAGACGAGGGCUAGGCAAAUCACUGCCCAGCAGAUAAACAAACUCGAGGAGUUGUGGAAGGAAAACAGCGAAGCCACUUACCAGGACUUGGAAAAGCCUGGAGUGGACGAGGAUCCUCAGCAAGUGUUGUUGAGGUAUGAGGACGGAUACCAGUACCAAAACAUCUUCGGACCGUUGGUGAAGCUCGAGGCGGACUAUGAUAAACGGCUCAAGGAGUCGCAAACACAGGACAACAUCGAGGUCCGCUGGGAUGUCGGUCUCAACAAGAAAACCAUAGCGUAUUUUACCCUCGCAAAGACUGAUGGCGACAUGAAGUUGAUGCACGGAGAUGAGCUGCGCCUCCGGUAUUUGGGAGAGCUCCACAAGCCUUGGUCAGGGGUUGGACACGUGAUUAAAAUUCCCGACAACUUUGGAGAGGAGGUUGGUAUUGAGCUGAAGAGCAGCAGCGGUGCUCCUACUGACUGCGUGUCAAACUUUGUCGUCGAUUUCAUCUGGAAGUCCACUUCCUUUGACAGAAUGCAACAAGCUCUGCGGAAAUUCGCUGUCGAUGAACACUCGGUUUCCAGCUACAUUUACCGUCGCCUCUUAGGCCACGAGGUUGAGGAGAUAUUGUUCCGCUGCAACCUACCCAAGCAUUUCUCGGCCCCAAACCUGCCAGAUCUCAACAGGUCUCAGGUGUACGCAGUAAAGCAAGCACUGCAGCGUCCCUUGUCUCUGAUUCAGGGUCCUCCUGGAACAGGAAAGACCGUCACCUCUGCGUCCAUAGUUUAUCACCUGGUCAAGCAGAGCGGAGGCUCUGUUCUCGUCUGUGCUCCGUCGAACACUGCUGUUGACCAGCUGACGGAAAAAAUCCAUCUCACGGGACUUAAAGUCGUCCGUCUCUGCGCCAAGUCGAGGGAAGCGAUUGACUCGCCGGUUUCUUUCCUCGCUCUACACAAUCAAAUCCGAAACAUGGACAGUAACACCGAGUUGCAGAAAUUGCAGCAGUUAAAGGACGAGACAGGAGAACUCUCAUCAGUGGACGAAAAACGCUACCGUAUGCUGAAAAAGAGCGCCGAGCGAGAGCUGCUGGAGGCGGCCGACGUGAUUUGCUGCACGUGCGUGGGUGCUGGUGACCCCCGACUGCUGCGCCAGAAAUUCCAAUCAAUCCUGAUCGACGAGAGCAUGCAGGCGACUGAGCCUGAGUGCAUGGUGCCUGUCGUGCUGGGAGCCAAACAGCUGAUCCUGGUCGGCGAUCACUGCCAGUUGGGGCCGGUGGUCAUGUGCAAGAAGGCCGCCAGGGCCGGUCUCUCCCAGUCGCUCUUUGAACGACUCGUUGUGCUGGGAAUCAAACCGUUCCGACUUGAGGUGCAGUACCGCAUGCACCCUGAGCUAUCCAAAUUCCCGUCAAACUUUUUCUACGAGGGCUCUCUGCAAAAUGGAGUGAGCGAUGAUGACAGAAGGCUGAAAGGCAUCGAUUUUCCUUGGCCGCAACCAGACAAGCCAAUGUUCUUCUACGUAACUCAGGGCCAGGAGGAAAUCGCUGGAUCCGGAACGUCGUAUCUGAACAGGACUGAAGCAUCAAACGUUGAAAAAAUCACCACACGAUUCCUGAAAGCUGGUAUGAAGCCAGAGCAAAUCGGAAUCAUCACUCCCUACGAAGGCCAACGUGCUUACCUGGUUCAGUACAUGCAGUAUCAAGGCUCUCUCCAUGCCAAGUUAUACCAAGAAAUAGAAGUGGCCAGCGUGGACGCCUUCCAGGGCCGAGAAAAAGAUUUGAUCAUAAUGUCAUGCGUCCGCUCCAACGAGCACCAGGGUAUCGGAUUCCUUAACGACCCACGCCGACUGAACGUCGCUCUCACUCGCUCUAAAUACGGCAACAUCAUCGUGGGCAAUCCCAAAAUUCUCUCUAAGCAACCGUUGUGGAAUAACCUCCUCAACUUCUACAAAGAAAACAAGGUGCUGGUCGAAGGGCCACUCAACAACCUGAAAGAAUCGCUGAUCCAGUUCGCCAAACCAAAGAAGCUGGUCAACUCUGCCAAUCCUGGCACACAUUUCAUGCUGACCACCAUGUACGACGCGCGGGAGGCUAUGGUUGCCGGCAGUAUUUACGACAGAAGCGGUGGUGGACACAUGAACGGAAUGGCUGGACCCUCGACUUACUACAGACCUAAUCACUGUUUGUGGCCUGGUGCUCAAAUGGACCCGUAUAACCGAACCCACGAUUCCAUCAGUUACAUUUCUCCGGAGAGGGCGCAGGCUGCGAUGAACAACAUGCCAGUGCCAGUCGGCAUGUUUAUGAACAUGAAUCACGUCCCUCCAAGAUUCUACAAUCAACACCAACAGUCCAUGCAGAACAUGCGCGGACGAGGCGCGGGCCGUGGCGGAAACUCCAGAGGUGCCAGAGGAGGAAAACCCGGCCGUGGAAUCCUCCGCACCGGCGGCCAGAGCUUUAACAGCCAGGAUGCGUCCCAACCGUACAGCCAAAACGUGCCACUCACACAAGGAAUGUCACAGGGAAUGUCGCAGCCAGGUUUCAGUCUGUCUCAGGCUGGACUGUCGCAGCCGGAAUUCUCUCAGGACAGCAGCUACAUGAUGGGAGGUGACUACCACUCGCAGGUCGACGGACUGCUGUCCCAGGACUCGACGUACCAGGGCGACCGGUCGGCCUUCUACUCUGGCGCAUCUCAGGGCGGCCACUUCUCACAGCCGUACUGAACGCAAACGGAGGAUCACACACCUAAAUUCGCAAAUCCCAGGCUCGCGUCGCGACUGAGCAAGGUUGAGUUACGAGAAAUGAGCUGCUGCACAGAAACACACACACAAAGUUGUGAAGUUGAAGGAGGAGAAAAGGCCCUAGAAGUGGAUUUACAGAUUGACUCGUGGACUCUCGUCCCUGCCGAGGAGUCGAUUAUUCCAGUCACAUGGUGCCGCUGAGAUUGCGACCAGACUGGGAUGGGGGAUUUUAGACGGAGGCAGCGGACAGAGCAUCCUGGAUCUGAGGCAGCGAUCGUUCAGUACCAACCGCUUUGGUCUUGAAUCAAAAUAUCACAUGGAGUAAUGAAAGCACCGCAACAAAUGGAGAAGAAGACGACAACUAACAUAAUUAACCAUCACCACCACCACCACUACCGCCGCAACCACCAGCAACAUAGUAAUCAACAAUGCAACAGAGUUAACUCAAAGCAAUCAAUAAUAUUUUCAGUUUAGACGUAGAGUUUGCUAAUCAAUCCACUGAGAAGCGUUUAUGUCUUUUAUUGUUAGUCGGGGUCACAUUUUUUUAAGUCUCUCAUCUUAGGAAGAUCAAUUUGUGUUGAGGGGCAUAUCAAGUAUUCGGUCCAUUUGGCACAGAUUAUGUGGGCGAUCAUUUGACUUUCGGUUUUUGAAGCACCGCUCUGUAAUAACUUUUUAUGCUCCUCAAACUGGCAAAAAUGUACUUUUUUUCUGUACUCCUUUUUUCAGUUUCAGUAGGGAAAAAUAAAAUUAUUUUUGCGAUUGGGUA